This is a messenger RNA of Momordica charantia (bitter melon), 4038 nucleotides long. Its product is annotated as Tetratricopeptide repeat (TPR)-like superfamily protein. Gene Ontology annotation, molecular function: RNA binding; protein binding. The record is from RefSeq and is a predicted model, not a curated record. Gene Ontology annotation, biological process: RNA modification. Lineage: Eukaryota; Viridiplantae; Streptophyta; Magnoliopsida; Cucurbitales; Cucurbitaceae.
CAGAAUUAAAAUUCGACACCAAAUUUAUAACUGUGCGUGUCCAUGCAUCACAAGAGCAAAAGACUGUGCCGUUAUGCGAAGGAUUGGAGUUCAAGCUGUUGGUUAGAUACAUGGGUGUGACUGCCGCCUCAAUACUCAAUCGCCUUCUUUCCCGAAAGAAUCUGAGCGCCAAAAUCGAACCCACCGGAGACGAAGCCACCACCACAAUCCUCAAUCACCUGAAAGAGGGCCGCCUUCGAAAAGCUGUCUCGUUCCUGUUUGAUUCCCCAUUCCCCUUUCCUCAUCCUUUAUACGCCCGCCUCUUCCAAAUUUGCUCCUCCACUCGCGCGCUUGUUGAGGCUCGAAAGGUCGAGUCUCAUUUGGUUACGUUUUGCCCCACGCCGCCCAUUUUCCUGUUGAAUCGGGCCAUUGAAGCCUAUGGUAAAUGUGGGUGUUUGGAGGAUGCGCGGGAGUUGUUCGAGGAAAUGCCUCAGAGAGAUGGGGGGUCGUGGAAUGCGAUGAUAACAGCAUAUACCCAGAAUGGGUAUGCUUUGGAAGCAUUGUAUUUGUUUUCGGAUAUGAAUAAAUCUGGCGUUCGUGCUACUGAGAUAACUUUAGCCAGUAUCCUUGGGUCUUGCGGUGUUGCAUUGGCUCUUCACUUUUCGAGGCAAAUUCACGGGCAUAUUGUGAAAUCUGGCUUCCUUGGCAACGUAAUUCUCGAGAGUUCUCUUGUUGAUGUCUAUGGAAAGUGCAGGCUUAUGAAUGAUGCACGCAGCAUGUUUGAUGAAAUUCAGAAUCGCAAUGAUGUUUCCUGGAAUGUGAUUGUUAGGCGCUAUCUUGAGGUGGGCAAUGGAAAAGAGGCAGUGUCAAUGUUUUACCAAAUGUUCCGAGAAGCAGUGAUGCCAUUGAGUUUUACCUUUUCCAAUGCUCUGAUUGCUUGUUCAAGUAUGGCAGCACUUGUACAAGGUAUGCAAAUUCAUGGUGUUGUAGUUAAAGUAGGUUUUGAAGAGGAUGAUGUUAUUUCGAGCUCUUUAAUUGACAUGUAUGUGAAGUGUGGAACAUUAGAAAAUGCUCACCAAGUAUUUAACCAGCCCAAUUCAAGUAAUCUGAUUUCUUGGACUUCAAUGUUAUAUGGAUACGCAAUGUCUGGGGAAGUUCCAAAAGCUAGGGAGCUUUUCAAUGAAAUGCCUGAACGCAAUGUGAUUUCAUGGAAUGCUAUGUUGGCUGGAUAUGUUCAUUCCGCUCAAUGGGAAGAGGCGUUAGACUUUGUCCAUUUGAUGCGCAGUUCGAUUAAGGAAAUUGAUCAUGUAACUCUUCGCCUGAUACUGAAUGUGUGUACUGGCCUUUUAGAUGUUGCAAGAGGAAAGCAAGUCCAUGGUUUUGUCUAUAGAAUUGGUUUCUAUGCUAAUCUAUAUAUUGGUAAUGCUCUUCUUGACAUGUAUGGUAAAUGUGGGAGCUUGAAAAGCGCCAGACUUUGGUUUUACCAAAUGAGUCAAUGGCGGGAUGACGUUUCCUGGAAUGCUUUGCUCACGAGCUAUGCUCGUCACGGCAUGAGUGAACAGGCCAUGACGAUUUUCGCAGAGAUGCAAUGGGAAACAGCUCCUAGUAAAUUCACUUUUGCAACUCUUUUAGGAGCCUGCGCAAACACUUUUGCAAUAGAGCAAGGCAAGCAAAUCCAUGGCUUCAUGGUUAGGAAUAAUUAUGAGAUAGACAUUGUAGUUAGCGGAGCUUUAGUUGACAUGUACUGCAAAUGCCGCAAAGUUGAGUACGCUCUCAAGGUUUUUGAAAAUGUAGCUUCCCGUGAUGUGAUUCUGUGGAACUCCAUAAUUUUAGGAUGUUGCCACAACAGAAGGGGUAUGAUAGUAAUCGAGUUAUUUCGAUUGAUGGUGAUGGAGGAAGGUCUGAAACCAGACCAUGUGACCUUUCAAGGUAUUUUGCUUGCUUGUGUAUAUGAAAAUCUCGUUGAAUUGGGGAGGCAGUAUUUUGAUUCAAUGAGUGAUAAGUUCUGUAUCAUACCUCGAUUGGAGCACUAUGAGUGCAUGAUCGAGCUCUAUGGUCGACAUGGAACCAUGGACGAACUCGAAAAUUUUAUCAACAAUAUGCCCUUUGAUCCCACUGUCCCAAUGCUAGAAAGAAUCCUAGAAGCAUGUAGAAAACACGGAAACUCGAAGUUGGGAGAAUGGGUAGCCGUACGACUUAAUGAGCGGAAUCUUUUGUGAAAUCAUGACAUAAAAACGGAAACUCGAAGUUGGGAGAACGGGUAGCCAUACGACUUAAUGGGCGGAAUCUUUUGUGAAAUCAUGGCAUAAAAACGGAAACUCGAAGUUGGGAGAACGGGUAGCCAUACGACUUAAUGAGCGGAAUCUUUUGUGAAAUCAUGACAGAAACAAAGAAGAUCCGCUUUCUCAAUUCAUGGUUAGGAGCCACUGUGGAAGCUAGAGAGUGACUUUAAGGUUGCAUACAAUGAGAAGUUGUCUCUCAUUCAUUACAAGAUCUAUUUUUUUGGCAACCUGCUCGAUAAUGUCAGCUAUCAAAGAGGGAUCCAGAUCCAAGAGUUGAAUGAGAAUAGACCAAGAAGUUAUUUCUCACUACAACAUCCAGUUUCCGCCAUUGGCCAUUGAAGAGUAAUUCAUGUUCAAGAUAUCAAUGACUGUUAUAAUCCUCAUCAAGUAAAGUCAUUCACUUACUAAGCUGUCAAUGCUUGUUUAAAUGGGGAAAUUAUAGAGCGAAUCCGUCGAGGUGUUGUUAUUGGUCGAAACAUGCUGGAGAAAGAUAAGCUACGUUGUCAAAACAACAAUAACAACAGACUUGGUGAUACCCUGCGUUUCUGCUUGAAGGUUCAGCUGUUUUAGUUGCCUUGGCUGAUAUAUGGGCAGGAAAUGAGCUGAUUCUUUAUUCUCUAACAUAGCUAUCUUCAAAUGAAUAGAUUAUGUGAUCUGAUAAAAAAUGAGAUGAUAACAAAUCAUGACAGAUACUUUGCUGACUGAAACACAUUACUUGGGUACUAUGGACUGACGACAUGUAUUUAAGGGUGACUGCCAAUUUUUCAGCAGCAAACUUAUUAGGAGAGGGUGGUUAUGGUCAUGUAUUUAAGGGUGAACUCAAAGAUGGACAACUCAUUGCAGCAAAAGUACGGAAAGAAGCAAGUGCACAAGGAUUUGUAGAAUUUCAUUCUGAGAUACAAGUUCUGAGUUUUGCUCGUCACAAGAACAUAGUGAUGCUGUUAGGAUAUGGUAGCAAGGAGAACUUAAAUGUUUUGGUGUAUGAAUAUAUUUGCAACAGGUCUCUUGAUUUUCACUUGUUUGGUGAGUAGCUUGUUGGCAGAGACUGCCCUGGUCUUUUUUUUCCUGAAAUCUACCCAUCCUUGCCAAUCCCCACUUCGGCUACCUGCUGCCGAAGUUUAAAGACAAUAGGCAUUCGCUCCUGUUUUUUUAUUUCAAUGAUGAAAAUCUCACGCUAUGGUGUCUGUGGCUGAGAGUUAGGCGACCAGAUUAUCUGAAGUGGAAGAGCAACUGAGGUGCAUACUACAUGGGUGUGAGGAUGACGAAAAGCAGCUUGCGCCAGCUCUGCAGGAUCCCACCCCGUUGGAUGGAGGCUCCACCUGUUUUUUUUUUUUUGCUGAUAGGGAUUAACAACUGAAAUGGAUUAGCCUCCAUCUCUCAUGCCUGAACUUCCACAGUUGACUAUUGUAAAUGUUUUUAAAAACUAUAUUAAAAAAACAAAGGAACAUAUAGGUGAAUGAUUCUAUCAAUAUAAAUUCCUUCAUUCUUCCUUUAAGAAGUACAGUAAAUGAUUGCAAAUCUAUAUAAGUAGCACAUUCAUUACGUGGAUUGCUGCAUCCUUCAUCCUUGAUAUUGAAGCAGAGGGAGAAGGAUGAUGGAAUGUCUUCAGGCUUGCAAUUUGAUGAAGUGAGUGGGGUGAGUUUCAAAAUUAUACCAACUGCUCAGAUGCGGCAACAACUAAGAAUAAAGCGUAGCAUGUGGCCGCAACAGCAGUAGCUUGGUGGCAUGGCAUCUUCCAUUUCCUUUAUUGUCCUCUUCGAAGGCAUAUUUUAUUAAG